Messenger RNA from Protobothrops mucrosquamatus (brown spotted pit viper), 442 nucleotides. RefSeq names its product WW domain-binding protein 2-like. The record is from RefSeq and is a predicted model, not a curated record. NCBI's taxonomy places the organism in Eukaryota, Metazoa, Chordata, Lepidosauria, Squamata, Viperidae. The annotation marks the transcript as partial. The transcript is spliced from 5 exons.
AAGAAGGGGAUGCUGUACCUCACUCAAUACAAAAUAAUAUUCCAGCAUAAAGAUAAGGGGUCGACCAUCAUUCGUUUUCCUCUGCAGCUGUUGGGAGAUUGCUUUCUGGAGGAAGAGCCCAACUCCAAACCUCAACACAUCCAAGGAACUCUGACUUCCACCCAGGGACUUCUUGUUUUCAAAUUCACUUUCCAGUAUGGAGCUUCGGAUUGCCUAAACAUGAUCAAAGAUCUAGUAGAUUCAGAUAUUUUGAAAGAGGCGACCAAUCUCCAAGAAUACCCCACCGCCUCCAUCUAUACUUACGCCCACCCUGCGGCGCCACAGACAACCCGUUCUCUCAACAUGUUACCACUGUGGCCUCCCCCUUACCCUGGCCCCCCAGAGCUCCCCCCACCCUAUUCUGAAGUGGAAGCAGAAUCUCCAGGAAGAAGCAGAGAGGCAG